CCCACACAGAGCGGAAGAGCCGCGAGUGUGAGAGUCAAGAACGAGGAAAAGAGGGAGCGAGUGUGUUCAUGUACCGCAGAGGGAAGGAGGGAAGGAGAAGUUUCGAGUCCGAGAAGCCGCGGUGUGUUCCAGACGCGCAGAAGCGGCCGCUCGAGCGCCUGUGCGGGAAGACUACAGUUCCUCCUCCUGCUGUGACUUUGGAGCCGGCAGAGUAGCGGGCGACAUUCGAUCACCGCCAUCCAUCCGGUGAUCAUGACGGCAGCUGUCGAUAUGAAACCCACGUUAACGAUCAUCAAGGCGGAGAAGAUGGACGACCCAGAGUGCGGGGAUGUUCCCUUGCUGACUCCAGGGAGUAAAGAGAUGAUGUCUCAGGCUCUGAAAGCAACGUUUAGCGGCUUCACCAAGGAGCAGCAGCGGCUGGGUAUUCCCAAAGAUCCCAGACAGUGGACAGAGAGCCAUGUGGCAGAGUGGCUAACGUGGACCGUCAAUGAGUUCAGCCUGAAGAACGUCGACUUCAACGCGUUCAGCAUGAACGGCGCGAGCCUGUGCGCCAUGGGCAAAGAGCGUUUUCUGGAUUUAGCGCCGGACUUUGUCGGCGACAUCCUCUGGGAACAUCUGGAAAUGCUCCAAAAAGAGGAAACGAAGCAUUACCCCAUCAAUGGACUGACCUCUAACUUCCAGGAAUCUCGGUAUACCUCAGACUACUUUGUCAGCUAUGGCAUUGAGCACGCUCAGUGUGUGCCCCCCUCUGAAUUCUCUGAGCCAGGCUUCAUCACCGAGUCCUACCAGACACUUCACCCCAUCAGCUCGGAGGAAUUGCUGACUCUUAAAUACGAGAGCGAAUACCCAGCAGUCAUCCUGAGGGAUGCGUCCCACAACCCCCUGCAGAGCGACUACUUCUCAGUCAAGCAGGAGGUGGUGUCCCCGGACAACAUGUGCGUGGGACGCCUGGGCAGAGGGAAGCUGGGUGGCCAGGACUCUUUCGAGAGCAUCGAGAGCUUCGAGAGCUGUGACCGACUGACGCAGUCGUGGAGUAGCCAGUCGUCCUUCAGCAGCCUGCAGCGGGUACCGUCCUACGACAGUUUCGACUCGGAAGACUACCCCGCCGCCUUGCACAAUCACAAGCCCAAAGGCACCUUCAAAGACUAUGUGAGGGAACGUUCGGACCUCAGCAAGGACAAGCCCGUCAUCCCUGCGGCGGCGCUGGCCGGAUACACAGGCAGCGGCCCCAUCCAGCUGUGGCAGUUCCUCCUGGAGCUGCUGACCGACAAGUCAUGCCAGUCCUUCAUCAGCUGGACAGGCGACGGCUGGGAGUUCAAGCUUUCGGACCCAGAUGAGGUGGCACGGAGGUGGGGCAAGAGGAAAAACAAGCCCAAGAUGAACUAUGAGAAGCUGAGUCGCGGCCUCCGCUACUACUACGACAAGAACAUCAUCCACAAGACUUCAGGGAAGCGCUACGUCUACCGCUUUGUUUGUGACUUGAAAAGUUUGCUGGGCUACACACCCGAGGAGCUGCACACCAUGUUGGACGUGAAGCCCGACACGGACGAGUGAACACUCGGCCUACGAUGAAGUCACAAACGGACGUUUAAAAAAAAAAAAAGAAACAAAAAAAGAAGAAGAAGAAGAAGCCACUUGGACUGAUGUUUCCUUAGAGUGGUUUAACUGCCGCAGUCAGAAAAAGCCUCUUUUUUUUGCGGAGGGACCAAAAUGUUUUUAUUUACUAACGGGUCUUUUGUCAUAGUAGAAACUCUUGUUUCGCUGAAUGUUUUUAAAAAGAGGGCACAAAGCCAAAAUCGCCUGUCCUCGUGCCGUGUUGCUGCGGAGGUGUCUGUGCAGCACAGUAUGAACAUUAACAAGGCAGAUGAAACUAAAGCAGCUUCGGGUGUGAGUCGCGGAGGAGGAGGAGGAGCCAUCACGAAUUGAGUCAUUCACUUCUGAAAGUUUGAUGAAGUCAUCAAGACCAUCCGAGGAGCGUUGCACGCUUGGACCAAAAACUAGUGUAGAGUUUGUGCCAGUAUUGUGUCGUUGAUGUCGAAUCUUUGCUUGAUCUUGAAGGCAAGACAAAGGUUAGGGUGUCAGGUGUCUCUCGAGGCCUUAAAUCUAAAUGGACCGACCUGACUCAUCCAGAAACUCCCCGUUCAUGUCUGACUCUUGUUAUAUCGUGACUGAAACUGAUGCAUACGCCGCAGUAUUAGCAAACUGUAGACAAUCCUUGACGUGAGGAGACACAUUAGAAGUCCACUGUCCAUGUUGUGUUUUUGAUCAUGUCUGAUCCACGAAUGAAGCGACUUAGUUCACUUGAUGAAAAAGAGAUUUGCAGCGGAGGCACAGUGCGGAGAGAAGGAAAGUGAAGAGAGGCUGGAAGACGGAGGGGCGACAGAUGGGAUGGUGGGAAGAGCAGGUGAUGUCGAAGAGAAGGUUCCGCUGGCUGGGAAGCGCGGCUGUACACUGGCCUUAUGGGAAAUGCCAAAGUUGAAUUUUGUCUUAUAACACGAUGUUAUUGUUUACAGUGGCUGAAUGUUACCCAUGCGGAUGAAAAUAGCUUCUGCGAUGUCUAUUUGUACAGAUUGUAUUUCAUAAUGCUUUAUUGAGACCCAGAUUACAUAAACAAGCAAACGACCAAGCCGGAAUAAUAACCAGAAACCCUUGUGAGGUCUUCAGCCGCGGUGCUUUGUGCAGUGUUUGGGAAUGCUACACAUUCCUUUCAUCCGGGCCAAUGCCUUGUGAAGCACAUGGUUGGCUGAGGCGGGUUCUCCCGCUCACCCACUUCAUCCAUUUGCUGGGUCGCGCUUGUCGUCUGACGUGGACCAAGCUCCUCGUGAACUGCACUGUACUUUCACUCUGUCCUGCAUGCUGAUGUCCACGUUUCCACACGCUGUUUUGCCCAUCUCUCUUUGGUUACUUUGUGUUGCCAUUCUACGUUCAAGAGCUUUACACUUUUUCUUUUUACGGGAGACGACGACAAGCAAUGGCCCGAUAUGUUUGUUCCCAAACAAAAGGUGUUGUAGCACAUUUAGCUUCAAAAGGUAAAUGUGCGGAUUGUAAUCAUUUUGUUAGCUGUAAUAUUUUGUAAAUGUAUUUUUAAAUGUCACAGCACAUAUCCUACUGCAGGUCUUAAGAAAACUUGGCUGGUCAAAUGAAUUACACAAGUUAUUUGUGGUAUAUCUCAGAAUGGAUCAAGAAGGAAUACUUUUUUUUUUAUGUGUUUUUAUAUAUAUAUAAAUAUUUUAUAGUGUCUCUGUAUUUUUGUUAUGAGAUCAUUUUUAUUGUUUUAAGUUCACAAACAUUUGAGUAUUUUUUCAAUAAUUUAUAUUUUUUAAAAAAGACGAUAUAUGCAGACAGCUGGUGCUUUCAUGGAAAUGUAUUAGUAGUGCAGGACAAAACAAUGUAGCGACUGUUUUCACCUUUUUUUUAUUUACAUUUUCUCUCUCUCGUUUUUAUUAUUUUGUUUUUUUUUUACAUACAGAAAAAAGACCUGUCUGCUAAUGGAAAAAAGGCUGAUGCUGGCCCAUCAAUGACUUCUGCUGGAAAGGUUUUAUAAACUGUAGCUUCUAUUUCUAAAAUGUACUUCAUGUACUUUAAAAUGUUAUGAAAUAUAUGUGAACAAAGAUUUUAUUCCUGUGUGUG
Molecule: messenger RNA, 3630 nt
Organism: Synchiropus splendidus (mandarinfish)
Lineage: Eukaryota; Metazoa; Chordata; Actinopteri; Syngnathiformes; Callionymidae
Gene: ets1
Product: v-ets avian erythroblastosis virus E26 oncogene homolog 1
Exons: 8
Coding region: 253-1554 (433 amino acids)
Biological process (GO): regulation of transcription by RNA polymerase II; cell differentiation
Cellular component (GO): nucleus
Molecular function (GO): sequence-specific DNA binding; DNA-binding transcription factor activity, RNA polymerase II-specific
Source: RefSeq, a predicted model, not a curated record